CCAUGGAUGCUCACGCUCCCCUUGCAGCUCCAUCUGCACCUCUAGACCUGUCUCUCAUGCUGGCCCCCAUGUCUCCUAAGGCUGUUCUUCCUUCUGGCCGCUGGCGCCGCCGCGGUGGUGGGAGUGGGAGAUCAAGACUCUUUUCUUGCCUCUUCUGCGAGAGGAAAUUCCUCAAGUCGCAGGCGCUAGGGGGCCACCAGAACGCGCACCGUAAGGAGUGGGUCGUCGGCACCUGGAACGCCCACCUCUAUCUCCCUGACCACCCUCGUGCUCCGGCGCCGGCCACCGCAACGGCAUACCUUGAUGAUGACGACAACGACGGAAAGCACCAAAAGCUUGAUCUUAGCCUCAAGCUUUAAUUAGCUCUAGCACAUGUGUAUGCCAUACAGCACGUAGGGGGCUAGCUAGCUCCAUUGGCAAUUGCUAUACGGUUUGUACGCUGCUAGUUUCCUGCAAUGAGUUAAUUUGCUCUAUAUACUUUAGUAUGAGCAUGAUGAC
This is a messenger RNA of Aegilops tauschii subsp. strangulata, 498 nucleotides long. RefSeq lists its product as uncharacterized. NCBI's taxonomy places the organism in Eukaryota, Viridiplantae, Streptophyta, Magnoliopsida, Poales, Poaceae. Gene Ontology annotation, molecular function: DNA-binding transcription factor activity. The record is from RefSeq and is a predicted model, not a curated record.